Molecule: messenger RNA, 1305 nt
Organism: Aspergillus tanneri
Lineage: Eukaryota; Fungi; Ascomycota; Eurotiomycetes; Eurotiales; Aspergillaceae
Exons: 1
Coding region: 1-1305 (434 amino acids)
Biological process (GO): lipid catabolic process
Molecular function (GO): triacylglycerol lipase activity
Source: RefSeq, a predicted model, not a curated record
AUGAUUCCUGGAAAUCUAAAGGGUGACAUCCUAGAUCAUCGACAAGUCAGCCUGCCAUCUUUGAUCCCUGGCGCUGAGAGUCCACUCACUGCAUAUCAACUGUUGUUUGUAACUCGAAAUGCAUCUUUCGACCUAACUACGUCUGUGACAACGGUAAUCAUUCCCGAAAAUCCGAACCCAAACCGGGUCCUCUCGUACCAGAUUGCCUAUGACUCGCCCGACGUCAACUGCUCUCCCUCGUACGGGCUGCAAAGAGGUGCAGGAUUCGCCGCUGCGAUGUGGAACCAGGUGCAAAUGUCCUUCGUAUUUCCAUAUCUCAUGAGUUACAAAGGGCUCUUGGGGAGGAGGCCGAUUCUGAACAUCCCUGACUAUGAGGGAUCUAAUGCCGCUUUCACUGUCGGCCCUCAGAGCGGCUACCAUACUCUUGACUCGAUCCGUGCGGCACUCAACUCCAAAGACAUUACUGGUAUCAAGCGUACUGCCAGAGCAAUCAUGUUCGGCUACUCUGGUGGUGCAUUAGCCACAGAAUGGGCCUCCGAGUUGCACGCCGAAUAUGCGCCCAAGUUAAAUAUUGCCGGCGCGGCAAUGGGCGGGCCUCCUCCCAACAUUACGAAUACUUAUAUUAACGUUAACGGCACACAGUCACCGCUCAAUGUCUGGGCCAUGCUUGGUGUGAUGAGGGCAUUUCCCGAAGUCGAUGAGCACAUGCGCAAUGAUAUCCGGCCUGAUAAAAGAUCCCUUUUCUUGGGCCCCCAGAAACGUUGCACUAGGUGCCAGCUCUAUUCCCCGAAAAUCCCGCCGAAUGAAAAUGUUUCUUCGUGGUUCGAACAUGGGGACGAGUUUCUGUAUAAGUUCAAAGAAAUCCUUGAUACGAAUGGCACGAUGGGAAACCACAUAGAGAAGGGCCAGUCUCCCAACUUUCCGCUCUACAUUUUCCAGGGCACCAAAGAUAAUAUCACGGCCCCAAUCGAAGACACUGAUAACUUGUAUCAUAAGUAUUGCGACGCAGGCACGAAUGUGACAUAUGUUCGAUACGUGGGGCUUGAUCACGGUGGUACCUUGUUGGCUGGGAUGUAUCCCGCUUGGACUUGGAUCACAGCAGUCUUUAAUUGGGUGAAGAUAGAUGAGUGUACAAAAAAAGAUAUCGGGCCGAGUGACGGGGAACUAAAUGACGUGGAUGUUGGACCUGACAUGAGCGAGAUCGAAGAGAGCGAGGUUAUCGGUAGCAAACCCGGCUUUGUGGACCAAAUCUUUAUUCAGGGCGAGCGCUUUGUUCCGGGCUCUACUAACAGGGAGGACCUCUAA